Molecule: messenger RNA, 6088 nt
Organism: Dreissena polymorpha
Lineage: Eukaryota; Metazoa; Mollusca; Bivalvia; Myida; Dreissenidae
Exons: 8
Coding region: 21-5069 (1682 amino acids)
Source: RefSeq, a predicted model, not a curated record
UGUAUGUAAACAGAAAAAAAAUGGCGCGGGAUUUAAACAAAUUUAUUCAAGCUCAAAGGUUAAGCCGUGCAAAAUUUAGAUAUGAAACCAAAUCGUUAAUAAGAAAGUACGAGUCAUUGGAGGAGGAGAGUGACCUUGCAUCCAUCUUGGACAUCACCUCCUACCAGGUGCUGGAAGACAGGACAGGUUUAUUUAACAAGAUUGACUGGAAAAUCGGAAAACAUGGAAAGGAACAGAAGCACAAAGAUAAAGACAUAGAGGACAUAAAUAAAGACAUACAGUUCACAAGAAAGACUGCUGGGUCACCUGGUCUGGUGUAUACAGAUCAAGAGGAGUUUGACUCAACUUUUGAUCUCACGAAUGACGUGUCCACUGAAUUGAUAGCCAGCGUGCUUGAAGAAGUGGAGGAGAAUGAACCCAGCGACGCUGAGACUAUCAACUCCAGUGACUCGUACGAGACCCUGCUUAGUGACGAGGAUAGUGAUGCAGACUCCCAACAGCUUCAGGAGCAGAGUAGCACAGCCACCAUCAGUCAGGAGUUCUCAGAGCUUGACAGUGAUGCCACCAACACUGCUGAUGAAGUGGACGGUGGAAAGGCAGCCAUCUGUAGGCCACAGCUGACAUCAAAGCACAUGGUAAAAGUUUCCAGGCCGUCAGAUUUCUCAGACAGCAGCAGUUUCUCUACCGCUGCUCAUAUUGAAGGCUGGAACUACAAGUCUCCGAGAGGUCGAGGGCGCACACAAGAUAGAAACUCAUACAAACAGCCUGAUAAGAGCCAGAAAAAACCAGCUGGAACCCAAGGAAAAGUGUCAGAUGUCAAUAGGCCUCAGUCUGUCAAAGACAUUUUUCAGGCAUUAAAAGCAGACAUUAAAGGUGAAGGUAGAAUGAAUGCACAGGGAUUAAAAUCAGAAUAUGUCAUGGCUGCUGUGGAGGUUGCUAGAAAAGAUAUUAAUGUUCUAGGUGCAAGACCUAAACAUGUUCGUAGAUUAAGUACUCAGCACACGCCAUUUAGUGAAAAUGUUCCCAAUGAAAUACACAUGAAAGGUAACUUAGAAAGCCUUGGUGUUAAGAAUGUCUGUAUGAGUCCAAGAGAUGGACAUAAAGAAGAUGCUGGGUUUCCUAAUAGAAGAAAACAUCAUUCCAGUGAGAAAAAUCAUAAUAAUUUGCCUUCAACAAGUUUUAGUCAUAUGAAUAACUCAAUUCAUCAAGUGGAAAAACGCCCUGAUCCGAAUCAUUACAGCCCAAACAUCAAGCAGCAACAAACUGGUAGUACUGGCCUAACACAAGUGCACAGUCCAAGGAUGCUACCUAUGAGAUCUAUCAGUUGUGAUGAUUCAGGAAGAAAUUCUCCACCUAUAUCUCCGAAUAAUCAUGAACAUGCUGAUGGUAUUGCAACCCCACUUCAUCUGAAGCAAGCCCGACAAAGUUGGACACAUCAGUCUGGUAAUAUAGAAAAAAGUUCUCCACGUGUGAUUUCGAAAAACAAUAAAGAUUCUGGAGUUGGCACUUCUUAUGGGGAAACUUCUUCAAUGUCUGAAUCUAAAUUACAGCCUGAGCUGUCUGAGAAAUUAACAGUGAGUAAUUUGAAGCACUUUGAUACAGUUAUGAACGAAAAUUCAUUACUUUUGGAUGUAUCGAUGAAUGUUUCGGGUAAAAGCCACAUAUUGGAUGAUGAAUCGGUUGAUAAAGUAGAGAAAUGGCUGUUUGGAAUUGAUGUGCCUAAAACUGACAAACCAAUGAGAUUAAAGACUAGUAUUUGUCAGAAUAUAGACUCGGUUUCUUUGGAUCAGCAUUGCACACAGAGACCAAGUUAUGGAUUAAAUGUAAGGAGCUUCACUGAAAACUGCCAUGAUCAGUCGUUUGAUGGUCUGCAGACAAAAGGUCGACGAAGACAUGUCAGUGAUGAAAGAUACAAUAUCGACACACUUCUGAGUCCACAAACAAACUCAGUCGAGCCUAUAAUGGUACAUCAGCGAAGUCACCAUUCAAAAUACCAUGGAUAUGAGAAAAGCGACAGCCAUCCCAAACCAACGAAAUCUCCCGAUGAAAAGAAAUAUCAGCAAAGUCACCAUUAUAUAUACCAUGGACAGGAGAACAGUGACAAUCAUCCCAAACCGAACGCUAAAUCUCAUGAUGAAAACAAAGUCUUUACUGGAAGAAACCAUGAAACAAAUUUGGUUCAUGUUUAUACAGAUGCCGUGGUUUCUAAAAUGAGAUAUCCAAGUGGACAAACAAUUGAUUCAAGUUUUAAGUCACCUAAAGACAGACAUGAGGAGCAUCAUCAUCGUCAAAGAAAACCUUCAAAAUCUCCAAGGAACUCACGGCAACCUCAUGAUGGUUGGGAAUCAGACAUUCAGCUUGGGCCACAAAGCACACACCCAAGGAAUCUUGCAGAGUUUCGCAGUCCUGCUAUUGAACACAGUAAUGAUGCUCAGUUUUACAGACAAAAGAUGAAGAAUGUUCAAAGCCCACACAACAGACAUGAAUAUAAUUACAUUGAUGGUGUUGAAGAAACAAAUGAAAAUAUGUAUAAUUUGGUUAACACUGUGAAUGAUGGCAGAAUAAGGUUAAAAGUCAGAAGAAAUUUGAAUAACAAUACAAAUGAUAUAAAUCAACAUUCAAGGAGUAAUAAACAAGUGUUUGCUGACCAGGUUGGUGAUAUGAUCAGGAAAGCAGAUGUCGGGUCAAACUGGAAUGAAGGGCCAGCUUCAAAUGUUGUAAAGGGUAAGCGUCAGCUUAGCGGAGGAUACAUGGAAAAAAUGGAACUUGACGAAGCACCAGAUGGCUUCCAUGACAACCAUGCUGUACCAACACCUUCGAAGUCAAGAAAGUUGAACCAUGGUGAAAAAGUUGUACCAUUCAGAAAUGAACAGCACUGCAGGCAAAGUGGUCAAACAGUUCACAUAAGAUCUGAGAAGGUAUUGAAUGGAUCGUAUACAAAUGAUCACCAGCGAGGAUAUGAACAUGAUAAGCAUCAGGAAUAUGAUAUGCACAUUAGGUCUGCUGAGAAAAGUGCCCAUAUCAGGCCACCAGAAGUGCCUGUCUAUAAAGAAAAUACAGGAUCAGGGGAAUCCCCGAGAUCAUUUAAUAGGUACAGUAAAAAUGUUAAAAGUUCAAAUGCUUAUGAUGGAAGACCUAUUGAUCAUUUUUUUGAAAUCAAAAAUGGAAUGGGAUUAGAUAACAGUCAGUCUUCUGUAAAUAGCCUUAGACAUAAUGUGAACACUGCCCAUUCAAAAAACAUGAAUUUGAAUGAGGGACCAAACAUUUUAUCACCAAAUUCUAGAACAAAACAUGCAAAGCAUGGUAACCUUGCUGAAUCACCUACAUUAUUUAAAUCCAGAGGCAUUUCUACGGAUGCUUACAAUAACAUGUCACCAAAUGUAGACCGCAAGAGGGUACCAGCUGUCCGAGAUGAUUUCUCACCCAGCACUUCCAUGAGCAAGCUGAAAUUGAACACACCAAAAUCAAUGGCUAUGGAAAUACAGAAGCAGCGAUCGUUAGAGAGGGGAGAUGGUAACAACAGGGCAGCAGAAACAUUGAAAGAUCCAAGAGACAAUAAGAGGAAUUCGGUGAAGCAAUUAAUGAUGGAGUGGGGAACCAGUGGGGAGGAUGCCAGAGGUGAUACAGGGCAAGCUAUGCAGUUAGAGAAACCAGAGGAAAACUAUAGGACAUUGAAUUCUGACAAAAACUCUAGGACCUUGCAAUCAGAUGAGAACUAUACAACUAAAUAUUCAAAUGAAAACUUUAGGACUGAAAAUUCAAAUGAAAACUACUGGUUUAUAGCGCAAAAUUCUGAUAAAAACUUUAGGACACAACAUUCAGAUGAAAGUUAUGGGAAUAGAAAUUUUAAUGAAAACUAUAGCACUCAACAUUCGAAUGAAAACUAUGGGACUCAAAAUUCAAACAAAAACUAUGGUACUCAAAGUUCAAGUGAAAAUUCUGGGACCGUAAAUACUUGCGAAAACUAUGGGACUUUAGCGAAAACUGAGAACAAUAUCAGUCUCAUAAGAGGUGUUUCUGAAACGGGGACAAGAAAUGGUCAUAUGGGGCAGGAUAGAAGGGAAUUAAUGUAUGAAAGGUCUGAAAAUCGAAUGCAAGAUUUUGUCGAUGAAAAGCAUGAAGCUUAUAAGGAGAGAGAUAGACUUAUGCAAGCAGUAAACAGUUCUGAGAAAUGUAGACAACAGCCCAGCAACAAAAAAGAAUCUCAUAAAAGAAAUGAAACCUAUGUCACUGGUCAGUAUAGACUACCUCAUACAGAAAAUGUUAGCAAUGUGAAACCUAUUGACACAUUCAGGCAUAGGAAAGAAUCUUCUGAACGGUCAGCAGAGAGAAAAAGGGACGUUAAUAGGAUCAAUGUAAUACAACCUCAAUUUGAAUCCCAAUGUAACUAUGGUGUUCUAGCACAGAAUAAAAGACAACAGUCACCUGGUUUUGUUUGUUUAGACGAUGUGUCAAAAGAGAGGCAGUCUAUACGUGUGCAAAUGAGAAACUUAACUGAAAACCGACCCCUUGCCGAUAAUUUCCGAAAAAAUGCUCGAUCAGAUACAGAUGGUACCAAAGAAAACGGUCGUUCAAUGGGAAUUUCAUGUAAUAUUACUGAUGAAAGGCCCAUCAACACUGCAUAUGCUGAAAGUGAUGAAGAUUCCUUUGGGCGUAAGUUUGAAUCACAUGGUAAACAUCUUACAAGCCCCAAUAUAAGAAAAGAUCUCUUUGCAGCCAAACUUGAUUGCCUGCAGCCAGUGUCAACAGGCAUAUCAGACAGCUUCAAAAUUCCCAUUAACCCACCAGUUUUAAACAAAAGUGCUAUGCGCAAGAAUAACAAGGAAAAUGAGAACAUUACAAGACCUCCCGCCCAUCUGGCACACAUACGAAAGGCAGAUGUUCCAAAUGAUCAGGGCCGAAUAAGGAACAGUCUGAUGCCGUCAAAGCCAGCUGUUACGUCAGGGUAUGCACAGAGUACCCCUAUAAAACCUGGGGCCCAUUUCUCAAUGGAUAUUUCUAUGUCUACAAUCAUGGCCGGGGAAGAGACGUGCGCAGAUGCUGAUCAAGAGGAGGUUGUGUAUUUGUAGCAACUUUGGGAACGAAAAUGUUCCAGUAUUUUCCGCAAGUGUGAAAAAAAGGAUGGCAGAUGAAGGGUGCUCUUUUGAAUAACAUAUUAGUGUUUGACUGACAAAUAUUAACUGUUUUAAAUUAUGAAUCUAAAAGCAUGCACAGAAGCUGGUCAUAACCACAGAUCCAUUAUUAUUUUUUAUUUUUUUAAAGCACCUCGCACUUUCUUCUAUUUAGAUACUUGUACUGCCAAAACAUGCCUAUACACAUAAUUUAUAUGAUGUUCUAAUACUAAUUUCAUGAGUUUCUACUAAGUACUACUAAUGUAUUUCAAAUAUGAUAUUCUAAAGCUGAUGUCAUGACGUUCUUAUUAGUUAUCAAUGUAUUUCAUGUUAAAUGUAAGUAAAACACAAAAUACAUAUAUUUGAAUCCCUUCUAAGUUUACUGUGAAGUCAAUGAUAUGUAAAUACUUGUACUUUAGUUAACUAUAAACAAUAAAUCCAUUUACAAGUGAAAUAAGAUGUACAAGAACAUAAUUUUUUGGGGGGUAAAAUAGUGUGCGUAAUAUGGCUCUAUUAUGUGGUGCAAUGCAAACCUUUUUGGUACCCAUUGAUGUAGAUUAUAUCAGUUGAAGAUUUGAAAUUGUUUUGUUUUUUUAAAAAGGUUUAUGUUGCAAUGAAUAAUACUCUAGCUGUAUGUAUAAAAUGCAUGUAAAUUGUAAUUAUCAGUGAUUGAUACUAAUAAGUUAAAUCAGAAGAAUUAUACUUUAAAUCUUAAAUAAAAUGUGUAUCUUAAAUGUGUUUAUGUGAAAGUUGUUACUUUGAAUUAAUUUUUAUUUGUUUUUUAUAAAGUUGGCCUAAAAGGCGGAAUGCCAAUUUUACAUGCUAUGGUCGACUUUGAAAUUCUCAUUAAAUACUUGUAUUUCAUAUAGAUCUGUGUUUGUUUUUGAAUGUUCACACUUCCUUGGAAUAAUUGUGACCAUUUGUUUAUGGCAUUAUAUUUUAUGAACUCAUGGUGUUAAUAAAAUAAUGAGAAUCAA